Molecule: messenger RNA, 2786 nt
Organism: Lytechinus pictus (painted urchin)
Lineage: Eukaryota; Metazoa; Echinodermata; Echinoidea; Temnopleuroida; Toxopneustidae
Product: neurotrypsin-like
Exons: 9
Coding region: 535-1206 (223 amino acids)
Cellular component (GO): membrane
Source: RefSeq, a predicted model, not a curated record
AUUCACGGGCAAAGGUGAGGGGAUCGAACCCGGACUUUGAUAUGUCUAGUCAGGCGACUUAGACCACUCGGCCACGGCACAACGCCCCUCCCCCUACCUAAGACCCUCUCUCUUGAUCUGACACCCAUACUCUAUCUUUCCAUGGACCUAUUACAUGAUCUCUCUAACGCACACAAACUAUCUGUCUCUCCCUCCCCGCCACUCUCGAUCUUUCUCUCUUUAUUGUUGUUGUUGUUGUUAAUUAGGGACGCGGGGGUGGCGUUCAUUCAGUUUUUUGUUUGUUUGUUUUCGCCGCCCUUUUGUAACCUUACACCAUUGCAAACCAUUGAGGAGUGAUCAUUCAAGCAAGUGAGUGCAUCGAGAAGAGUUGAACUUUAAUUACCAACCAGCCGAGUCAGGACAUAAAACGUCUUUGAAUGACACGAGAAAAGAACUCUUUCAAAAGUCGUCUCGGGAAUUUCAACAGAGGGGUCAGUUUUUAGAGAAUUUCCAAGGUGUUCGGUGGAUAACAUCAGGCGCUGUAAGAGCUACGAUAUGGAGGCUUUCACUAUAUUUUCGUUGCUGCUUUUCGCCAUCUCUCUUUCCAGUUCACAAGAGAUUCGUCUCGCAGGACACGGAAGCAACAUCAGGCAAGGUCGUGUUGAGAUCUUCUUCGAGGGCAGAUGGGGAACAAUCUGCGAUGACGACUGGGACUUGGCCGAUGCUGAUGUGGUCUGUAGACAGUUCGGUUACGCAGAGGGCGCUGUCGCAGCCUGCACCAUGAUGUCAUGCGGUUUCCCUAGACCUAAUGACUUCGGGGAAGGAUCUGGACCAAUAUGGCUCGACAAUGUGAGGUGUGUGGGCACCGAGGAAAGGAUCACCGACUGUCCAGCUAAUCCAAUCGGGGAUCAGAACUGCAUGCAUUUUGAGGACGCUGGAGUGAUCUGCAAAGGUAAGGGAGACGAUUCCACUGAUUCCACAGCCGAUGAUACUCAAGAAACAGAUACCACUGAUACCACAACCGAUGAUACUCAAGAAACAGAUUCUACAGACAAUGAUACAGUUGACAGUGGUUGGCGCCCACUUCGUGGUGGUGGUCUACCAAAAAAGCGUCAAGAAGACUUAGCUUCUGAUGUGAAGAGAGAAGAGGCACUUGUUGCUGCUAUGGAGCAGGCCGAGGUUAUGAGAGCAUUAUCCGAUUUGAUGAGAGACCUAAGGAGAAAAUAGAGGGCGAAAUACAUUUUAUAUUCUAGUUAUUUCUUAAUUCCUUUUUAAUUUUAUCCGUAUUGUUUAUGCGUGCAUGUGCAUGAUUUUCAUAUUCUGAAUAAUCAAACUGUCAUGGUUGCAAGAAAUGAACGAAUAAAUAAUGAGAAAUUAAAUAAAUGAAUAAAAAAUGGAUAAGAAGUGAUAAAUAUAGAUGAACUAGAUAAACAAAUGAAUAAGUAGAAUUAAAGAAAAUAAUAAUAAAUAGAUAGAUGAAGUUAGAUAUAGUUGAAUUUCGUGCUCUUUGAUCUGACACCAAACAACAAAUCACAAAUCAUUAGAUAAUAGUAUAUACAGUUGUUAAAAAAAGUAAUGGAGAUGUCAGAUCAAUGACUGUAAUUCACUUUUGAAAAGUGACUUAUCUCCAUGUCGUUAUCAUGGAAUGCACUGUGAGUGAACAAUAGACUAUAAUAUGCAUGCACCUUCCGGUUACACUUCGUAAUUCCGAAGGUUCUUUAUUCCGAAGGUUCGUAAUUCCGAAACACGUAAAUUGCCGAUACAUUGAUGUUCUUUAAUCCGAAAACGUAAAAGGGUUCGUUAAUCCGAACAUUUGUGGAGUUAUUCGGAAGGUUCGAUAAUCCGAAAACGAAAUAAGGUUCGAUGUUCCGAAGGUUCGUUAAUCCGAAAACGAAAUAAGGUUCGUUGUUCCGAAGGUUCGUUAGUCCGAAAACGAAAUAAGGUUCGUUAAUCAUUUCGUUUUCGGACGAACGAACCUUCGGAAUUACGAACCUUCGGAAUAACCGAACCUUCGGAAUAACGAAGCUUCGGAAUUAAGAAUGUAUGCACCAAGGGGUUAUUCGCCUACGGUUCGUGAUUGGAUCCAUGCAGGGUGUGAAUAGGGUGUUGCUAUGUCAGGGAAUCCUCGGAUAGUUUCAUGUCAAGUGGUUUCAGAUUUUACUUCAAAUGAUAAAGAGGGUAAACUGCCGAUUCGUCUAUUUCCAACUCGUCCACUCAUCAAAUGGUCUCAGUAACUUCCCUUAUAGUCUAACAGCCAUUUGGUCAAAAUCAUUGCUUCGUCUAAUCACCUGUUGGUCUAUAACUAUGACCAUUUCGUCUUAUAACCAUUUUGUCUACUAUUCAUUUGUUUUUCUUUCUUGUCCAAUUAACACUCAAUUAGACUAAAUGGCUAUUAGACCAUUUAUUAGAUGAAAUGGUGAGUGCCUGGACGAAAUUAUGAUUAGAUUAUUAGACCGUGUGGAUAGUGGACGAACUGAUGGUAGACCAAAAUUAAUUAUAGUAAACGAGUUGGUAACUGAACGAAUUGGUAUUAGACCAAUUAAUAAUACACCAUAAAGAGGAUAUCCACCCUAACUCAAUACAUUAUAAUAAUGAUGACUUUUACAUUAUCCAUUAAGAUAACUAAAUUCACAAAAAAGAAACAAAAUUAAUAAACCAUUAACAAAAGAUAGGCUUCGUGUCUUAUAUUCUUAGUAUAGAAUAAAAAAGAAAAGCUGAUAGUUUUACAUCAUCGGCUAUCAUAUUUUCAUAUCACGGGCGAUCUGCCUAGUCGUUUUUGUGCAAAUAAAUAUAACUUUAAAAUGCUA